Molecule: messenger RNA, 1425 nt
Organism: Exophiala xenobiotica
Lineage: Eukaryota; Fungi; Ascomycota; Eurotiomycetes; Chaetothyriales; Herpotrichiellaceae
Exons: 1
Coding region: 1-1425 (474 amino acids)
Source: RefSeq, a predicted model, not a curated record
AUGCCGAACGAUUUCCCUCCCCUUCAUCUCUUCGGUUCCUUGCCUGAAUUCGAUUCGAUCGACCCGGAGAAUCUUCAGGCCUUACAUGAUUCGUGGAAGAAUUUUGUUAGCAUGAAUUUGGCUGGCAUGUCAUUUCCAGCCUCACAACCACCUUUGACCAGCACAGCAGCGUCAACGGCAUCAACUUCACCACCAUCGCUGGUAUCGUUGUCUGAGGACAUGCUAGCUGCCCAUGCUCAAUAUCUUGGUCAGGAUCCGACAAGCCCGGCCUUCACCUCAGACCGGGACGACGACAAACCUGUCACUUACAGCACGGCUCUACAAACUCAAGAACCUGAAGCGGACGCAAUCCACCCAGACAUUGACCGCACCGAUGUUGUCAACCUGUCACGCCUCAUUGCCCUCUUCCAAUCCGGCUGGACGCUCUCACGCGGUCAUGGCCCUCGCAACAACGACUUCUGCCUUUGGUGCCGUGGUCCGAUGACUGAGCAUACGGAGAUUCUCAUCCACGACUGCGGUCCCAAUACCAGCGCUAAGUGCAACAACGCUUGGCCAGCGAGCUGUUUCCUGCAAUCAGUCGUCAACUUCGAGAUAGACAAGGCCGGCACCCGAGUCCUACGCUGCCCCAUGUGUCGCGCCGAGAUCUUCAACGCUCACCGCUUGAAACGCGACCCGCGUAUGCAAGAUUUCCAACACCCUACGUAUGAGGUCGUCCCUGCGCAUAUCCGUGUUCUCCUAUUCGGUGCCCGUCUCGCGCUUCAAUACGCCAAAGAGCAUGGCAGUCGACCACUGUUCUUCAUGGAACGUGCCGAAGUUGCAAAGUUGGCCAUGCUAGGCAGGAACUCGGUCGUUUUUAGGCAGGUGGAUGCCCUGAAGCACCCCGAGCGCGGUGAAGACCACUUUGUCACCUUGUGGCUGGUGAUCGACUGGGGUAACAACGAGUAUCGAAUGACGCCAUACCUUUCUACACCGAAUAUCGUGCCUGAGAUGCUGCGUGAACGUAUAUCGCCCCUCCAAGGCAUUAGGUUUAUGACAGCUCAAGAGGUGGAACAUGAAGCGGCGGUGAAAGGCGGUUUGGCCGAGGCGGUCGCCGCAUUCAUGCCAGACUUGCACGAUGAGAGUAUCAAGGAGAUGGUGCAUGGCGGUAAGCAGGAGCUUUUGAUGAUCAUAGAGCAAUGGGUGUCCUCUGCCAGGGACGAGGAGGCAAGAGAGCGCUGCAAGGCAAUGUUUGUACAGUUGACGAAAGCGUUUGGGAUUUGUAUGCCCCAGGACGAGACUAAGAGUGCACAGAUAAGGGAGAACCAGGUUGCCGACCAGGAUGGGGAUGUGGAGAUGACGCAAGAGGAGUACGAGGAUAGCAUUCAGCAUACGCACAUGGAGACGGAUGACGACGAAGACGAAGACGACGACUCUUGGGCCGAAUGA